GGGCAUGCUGAGCAUAGUCUCUCAUGCAUGAAGAACUACUUGCAAGCUGGAAAGUUGUGCGAUGUGACACUCAUUGCAGGAAACAAUGGAAAAAGGGUGCAAGCUCACAGGUUGGUGUUAUCUGCUGCCAGCGAAUAUUUUGCUGCAAUGUUUACUGGGAGUCUGAGUAACGCCGAUGAAACUGAAAUAACUCUAGGAGAUGUAAACGGGGAAGUUCUACAAGCCGUUGUAAACUAUUGUUAUACAGGUUCCAUAGAAAUAAGGGAAGACAAUGUAGAAACCUUAUUAUCAACAGCAUGUCUUAUGUUGUUACAUGAGGUAGUGGAGGCUUGUUCAAGAUUCCUUGCUCAUCAGUUACAUCCAAGUAACUGUUUGGGUAUAGCAGUAUUUGCUGAACAUCAAGCAUGUACGAGUCUAUUGCAAGAAGCCAAUGCAUAUACUAGUCAGCACUUCAUGCAGGUCAUACGAAACCAAGAAUACCUACAGCUGAAUGUAGAACAAAUGGCAAGUUUAUUGAGUAAUGAUGACCUUAAUGUUUCAUCGGAAGAACAUAUAUUUCAAGCUUUAAUGUGUUGGAUCCAACAUGAUCCAGAAAAUCGUCGCCAGCAUAUUGGUUAUCUUCUUGGAUUAGUUAAAUUGCCACUUUUGUCGCCAGCCUUCUUGACUGAUCAGGUUGAACCUGUAACUGAAGGUGAUCCCGUUUGUCAAAAACUUAUCAUGGAUGCCAUGAAGUGGCAUCUUCUUCCUGAAAGAAGACCACAGAUGGUGUGUUCUCGAACAAGACCUCGAAAAGCAACAUUGGGGAAAUUAUUGGUUGUGGGAGGAAUGGAUAAAAACAAAGGGGCUACUACUAUUGAAAGCUAUGAUCCAAGAUGUGAUGUUUGGACCGUAGCUCAUCAUAUGAGUGGUAGGAGGUUACAGUUUGGAAUAGCUUUGAUGGGUUUUAAAUUACUAGUGGUUGGGGGUAGGGAUGGCUUGAAGACUCUCAACACAAUGGAAUGUUUGGACAUGGAAACUGGAUCUUGGGCACAAUUGUCUCCUAUGAAUACACACAGACAUGGUUUAGGUGUGGCUGUUUUAGGAGGAACCUUAUAUGCUGUUGGUGGGCAUGAUGGCUGGAGUUAUCUAAAUACUGUUGAAAGAUGGGAUCCAGUUGCCCGUAACUGGCAAUACGUUGCACCAAUGCAGAAUCAGCGCUGUUCUGCAGGAAUAGCCGUUUUAGGUGGUAAAUUGUACGCUGUAGGUGGUAGAGAUGGUGCCGCUUGUUUGCGAACUGUUGAAUGUUAUGAUCCUCAUACAAAUAAAUGGACUAUGGUUGCAGCAUUAUCAAGGCGAAGGGGAGGAGUUGGAGUUGCGGUAACAAAUGGCUUCUUGUAUGCAAUGGGUGGACAAGAUGCACCGGCCAAUAAUCCCGCAGCCUCGAGGUUUGACUGUGUUGAGCGAUACGAUCCUAGUACAGAUAGCUGGACAUCAGUAGCCCCACUAUCAAGUAAACGUGAUGCCGUCGCUUCCUGUCUGUUUGGAGAUAAACUUAUCGCAAUUGGUGGAUAUGAUGGAGGACACUAUUUACGUACUGUUGAACAGUAUGACCCUAUUAGUAAUGAAUGGAAUACUUUAGCACCCUUGAUAACUGGUAGAGCUGGUGCAUGUGUGAUUGUUAUAAAUAAUGGUGUCAAUCUAAAUGAGUGAUAACAAUAUUUUCGUUUUUCAUCUGAACUGAAAAAUGGUGAAAUUGCAUUUAUCUUUCAAGACUGAUAAUAAAAAAUGGACUCAAAUCUUUGUCUAGGGUAGAUCAUUUUUAGAUGUUUGUAAUAAUGAUUUUUUACAUUGGUGAAAUACCGCUCCAUAAACAUUUCACUAAAGUAUUUAAAUAAGUAUAAGAUCACUAAAAUAUGAUAAUAAUGUCCCUUGGCCAAAUUUAUAAUUUUUUUCAGUAUUUCGAGUCUUAUGAAGGUUGAAAUGAAAAUAAGGGAGGUAGAUACCCAGUAGUUCUAGUUCAAGACAUAUCAUGAACACCCACUUCUGUGGUAUUCUUUUGCUGUAAAAUAGAAAUGUAAAUCAGCUUAUCCAAAAAUAUUUCUAGUUUAAAUUCAAUUCCUACUAUAUAUUUUCUGUAAGGUUUUUUCAAUUCGAAAUUUUAAUAAAAUCUCAAUUUUUU
Messenger RNA from Leptinotarsa decemlineata (Colorado potato beetle), 2158 nucleotides. Its product is annotated as kelch-like protein 5. Gene Ontology annotation, molecular function: protein binding. The record is from RefSeq and is a predicted model, not a curated record. NCBI's taxonomy places the organism in Eukaryota, Metazoa, Arthropoda, Insecta, Coleoptera, Chrysomelidae.